AUGGUACCUACAAAAAAAAGUAUUGUUUGGAAAUAUUUCGAAACAAUUGAUGAGAAAUCUGCCAGAUGCAAACUAUGCCAAAAAAUUGUUAAAACGGCUGGCAAUACCUCUAAUACGAUGGCACAUAUCAAAAAUGUUCAUAAGGCGGUCUACUUGGAAGUUUUCAAAAGUAACAACAGUGCUGCUGUUAUAAAACAUUCUAAUUCGGGUUCGUCCGAUUCAUUCUCCACUACUUCGAAACAAGAUACCAUUACGAUAUCGGAAUCUUACUUAAACGAACAUCAACUGUCGCCUUCAACUUCUACGUCGUCUUCAAUGGAUUGUAGUGAGAUACUUACGCACAAUACUCAAACUGAUCAAAAGAUGGAUUAUGAUAAGGUGUUGUCUUUGAAACGCCAGAGAUCAAUUGAAAGUAGUUUUGGUGAAAUACAUGCGUAUACCUCUACUGGGGACAAAACAAAAAGAAUUAACAAUGCGAUAAUGUUUAUGAUCUGUAGAGACAAUCAACCUUUUUCAUUAGUUGAAAAUGAAGGUUUCAAGAAUCUUCUGAAAGUAACAGUGCCUCAUUAUAAGAUUCCUAGCAGAACCUCUGUGACACGCUGGAUAGAUGAAAAGUAUGAUGCAUUAUCAACAGUAAUGAAAAAUAAAUUAUGCUGUGUAGAAAAUCUUACACUAACAAGUGACAUUUGGUCAGAUCUACAAAUGCGAAGUUAUCUAGGUGUAACUGCUCAUUUUGGCAUCGGAAUUGAAUUUCAUGUUGUAACUUUAGGUGUUUACCACUUAGAUGAAAGGCAUACUUCCGAAUACAUUGCACAAACACUCACUAAAACAUAUGAAGAGUGGGGAUUUAAUACUGAUAAGGUCACAGCAGUAGUAACAGAUAAUGCUGCAAAUAUGGUGAAGGCUGUCGAAAUUGCAUUUGGGAAAAAAAAGCAUAUCCCUUGUUUUGCGCAUACACUUAAUUUAGUAGCUCAACAUGUUUUGGCUAUUCCAGAACUACAGGAAAUAUUAACAAAAGCAAAAAGUGUUGUUACAUUUUUUAAACAAAGUUGUGUUGCAAGUGACGAGUUGCGUAAAUCAAUUCAAGCUGACACAAAAUUGAUUCAGGAUGUCCCAACACGUUGGAACAGCACAUACUAUAUGAUUGCUCGUUUCCUUGAUUUACGAAAUGCUGUGAGUGAAAUUUUGAUUCGUCAUAAGACAGCACCGCCGAUGUUAACUGGUAUGGAGUUGACUAUAUUAACAUCGCUUCUUAACGUACUACAACCACUAGAAGCAGCGACUAAGGAAAUAUCUGGCGAUAAAUAUUGCUCUAGUAGCAAAAUCAUUCCAUUAGUGCACUGCAUGAUAUCAAAACUGAAAAACUUAGUCAUUGAAGAAUCUUUAAUCAAGGAUGUACAAAAACGCACUCUUACUGAAAUUAAUAAACGAAUGGGCGCAAUCGAGCAGGUAUCAGCAUUAGCUAUCGCUACAAUAUUAGAUCCAAGAUUUAAAAAACUUCAUUUUGAAGAUGCCAUGGCGUGUGCAAAUGCCGUCAUUAAAAUUAAAGAGAUGAUUAAAAAGAAUCAACAGGAUGAAUCUACUGUGGAAUCUGACUCUGACAACUCAGACAAAAUUAGUCUAUCAUCGGAUCUUUGGAGUGAUCACCAUAAACUGGUACAACGAAAUUGGAAAACAAAUAAUACCAAUGAAAGUCUUUCAGAUGAGUUAUCGCUUUAUUUGAGGACUCCAGUGAGUAGAUUUAACGAAAACCCAUUAGAAGUGUGGGCAGACUAUAAAAUACAGUUCCCAACGUUAUACAAUGUGGCUUUUAAAUAUUUAACCAUGGUGGCUAGCUCAGUUCCAUCUGAACGGCUUUUCUCAAAAGCCGCACAGGUUCUUACACAGCAGAGAAGCAGAUUGCAAGCCAAAAGGGUCAAUAAAAUUUUGUUUUUGCAAAGCUUAGAGAAGAAAUACUGGGAUUUAUAA
This is a messenger RNA of Leptosia nina, 1968 nucleotides long. The record is from the annotation of a GenBank genome assembly. NCBI's taxonomy places the organism in Eukaryota, Metazoa, Arthropoda, Insecta, Lepidoptera, Pieridae.